Molecule: messenger RNA, 26891 nt
Organism: Lymnaea stagnalis (great pond snail)
Lineage: Eukaryota; Metazoa; Mollusca; Gastropoda; Lymnaeidae
Source: the annotation of a GenBank genome assembly
AAGAAUUUCUCACUGGCAUGAUCAUUAUGUGUUUUUGUUGUGGUUUUUGUCAAUUUUUCAAUGCAUGGACCAAAAUGUGAGUGCCGGACACGGCCAAAAGGCCGCUAUUCAAAGUGUUGAUUUUCAAAUACUCAUUAGUUACUUUUAAAUUGGGGUCAAAAACCGGCUAGUGACGCGUUUUCUCGGUCCUAGAUUUAUGCAGGGAAAGCGGUCACUCUUCUGUGAGCCGGGAUACUCCGACUGAGUGGAAUUCCCCCCAAAAUAACGCGGUUUUGCCAAUCUGACAGCGUUUUUUUGCUGCUGAUAUUGAUGUCGCGUUAUAGUAGCACUCUUGGCGCACUCUGCUAAGUGUUGGAUUCUAUUUCUUUUGAUUCAAUAUCAUUCUGCGUCUCAACCAAAAUGGCUAACGUCUCGAACAAAGAGGAGCGCAUUGACGAACUCUCAAGUGAAUAUGAAUAUGAAAAACAACGUCUCAGUUUCAUAACAGAUUUAAAAAGAUUCAACACAAACCGAGGGUAGGUUAUGUUUUUAUUAUUGCAAAACAUCAUAACGGUUUUUUUUAUCUGUAAUACGUUUAUAAGAAUAUAAAUAUGUAUUAGUCUUGGCCUGCAGCUACAACUAUAGUACUACAUUGAACAUUCAUAAUCAUGCCCAUGAUUGCCAUGAAUAUGGCCAAAAUAAUAUGGGGCUUGGACAUGGUAGUUGGCAGCUGAAUCAGAUCCAUUCAUUGAGAAAUUAAUUCAAAUAAGGUAAACCUUUGAUACUGUUACUUUGGCAAUUAUGACAUCAUCAUUCAGCUAAGUCUAAGACAAUGACAACUAGCUUGCCAACUCCAUUGAAAACUUUUUUUUUAAUCUUACAUUAUGGUUAUGACUAACUAUACUAUGCAUUGCUGUACUGUUGCUUAAAUGGGCCUAAUGAAAUGAGUAUGACUAGUCACUAGGCCUACUUACCGGAAAGAUUAAUUGUGUUAUUGUAACCUCCUAGGUCUAGCUUUAAAAUUUAUUAUAUUUAUAAAGAGGGCACUGAUGAUGGCAACUACAGUACUUUCAGUAUCAGUAAGGCAUUCUUUACUUACUUAUAACAAAAAAAUAAAACUGCUUGAUGCCUAAAAUUUCUAUGUCAAUUUAGUCUAUUGACUUUUUGUAGCCAACCCAAAAGUUUUCGCAGGUCACUUUGAUUUUGAUAGCGAGUAAACCAUUCACGGGGUGCAUGUCAUUUAAUUAAAUCUUUUAUAAGCACCGACUAAAUUAAUUAAUUUGUGAUUAAAUCAGGCAUCUGUUGGCCACGGCCACAGUAUUUGACGUGGUGGGCCAUGGCGGUCACCUUUUCUAUAAAUGAUAGAAGUGAUGAUACAAAUCCUAGGUCUAAACUAUAAUGAUUCAGUCAGUAGUAAUCACUGCAACCAUAUGCCUAUUUCAGAUGAAUUAAAUAUGAUUGGCGCAAAGGCUUGGGCUUGGGUUAUCCCUAAUAAAACAGGAACUGAAAGGCCUGCUUAGCCUGCCUUUGCUUAUGCCUAUUUUUUAGCCUUUAGACUUAGUAUUAAAUCAGUAAGUGUGAGUAAGUAUAUACUAUCAUUACAACAUAGACUAGUAAAUUUAAGUUAAUAGUACAAGGCUGGAUUAGCUAAAGCUAACUUGUCCAUCAUGUAACGUUAACUGCGACAACCAAAAUUUUCAGUCUAUAUGUAAACACAAUAAAAUUCAACAAAAUUUCUAUUUAAAUGUGCAGACAUGUUCUCAAUUCAAGAUGUCCACCAGGUCAUGUCUCAUGAAGCAAAGAUAAUAAAAUUGACUCCAUAAAAAUAUGUAUAAAAUAAUUUUUUAGCACCAAAUCUUUUGCAAUGGAAUUCACGUUUUCUUAAAAUUAUUUUUCUACUAAACCUCUCAUACUUAUGGAAAAACUUGUUUUACUUUACAGUUGUGUCUGCGGCUUAAAAUAAAAUUCAGUUUUAAAGUCUAAGAUGAUUUUUUUCAUUUGCUGACUUUUUAUUGCAUUUUUGUUACAGCCUUCAUUUGUAAUGUGUUCACAAAAUACCAUGCUGAAAUUUGAAAUAAUAAAAAGAUAUAUAUAUAUAUGUGUUUAUAUUUUAAGGUAAAGAACCUUUUUUAAAUUAUACAUUUAUUGAAGUUUAAACAAAUAAAGCUUUUUUUUUAUUUAAUGAACACUUUUUAAUUUGUUAACCAGGACACCAUUUGAUCGCAUCCCAGAAAUUGGGGGUCAGGAGGUAGAUCUGUAUCAUCUGUAUCAGCUGGUAACUUCCAAGGGAGGCUGGCAUAAAGUAAGUUUUUAUUUAAAGAUAAUUUGAACUUUUUAGCCUUCUCAAUGAUAUACUAACAUUUCCUUGCUGUUGUUUUAAUUAUAUGAAGCCUAAAAUCUAUUUUAAAAAUAUAUAAUUACAUUAUACCUUACUCUUACAUCACUGAUAUAUACUUAAAAUCACUGAGGGAUCUUUUUUCAAUUAAAUUUAUAAGAUCUAUAAACAUAUGAAAGAUUGAGUUAUUAAUAAUAUAAGUUAAAGUAGUUUCUUGAAGUCUAAAACUGCAGUACUCUGAAGAGAUAAAAAAUUUAUCCCAUUUACAAAAUCUUCAUAUAGAGAAAAUAACUAAUUUCAUGCCUUGCCAUGUAGUAAAACCUCACUUUUUAUUGAAAUCUCUGUCAGAUGCAACGGUUAAUGUUUGGGGUGAAUGAUAAACAGUCAUUCAGUUAAUAGCAUAAGUUUGUAUUCAUGCAAAUGGAAUUAUUACUAUUUAACAAGGGUGGCCAAACCGCAGUCCAUGUUAUGACGUUUUGAAAUUUGUGUUCAAUAUUCUGACUUGGGUUUGCAGAGUCAGCUCCUUUGACUUCCAUAUUUUCUUAAUGGCACAAAUGCUGAUCUACCCUUUCCUAUACUCGCCCUGACAUCUUCUUCGGAUCCACCAUUUAUGUCAAUGAUGCUCCUUAAGUAUGUGAAGUCCUCCACUUUUUUCAGUGCAUUUCCUCCCAGGGAGAUAUGCUCUUGGUUGAGUUUACUUUCAAGAUCUUUGUCUUGCUUUUAUGUAUAUUGAGUCAGCCCUGUGCUGAAAUGGUGGCUAAUCUUUUGUCUUUUCCUGCAUUCGUUGCUAGUAGUGGGACAGAAGUGCAAUGUCAUCUGCGAAAUCUGGGUCAUUUAGUUGUUUUCAGGGUGUCCACUGUAUCCUGUUCCUCUUUUUGUCUGGAUUUUUUCAUUAUCCAGUCAAUGGCAGGGGUGAAUAGCAAGGGGUACAAGAGACAUACUUGUCUGACUCAUGUUUCCACUUUAAAAGCAUCUUAUGAGCCUACCUUCGUAUACCACCAUGCAUGUCAUUUAUUUAUUUAUUAUAAGAACUCUGGGUGAUCCAGACUAGUUUUCCUGGGAUUACAUAAUGCCAGAGAAAUUUGCACAAGCUUUGUCAGUCCAGGCUUUCAAAGGCCUUUUGGUAGUCUAUAAAAUUGAGGUUAUGGGGGGAGUUCCAUUCGAUUGACUGUUCUACAAUGAUUCGUAGAUUGCAAUUUGAUCUGUGCAUGUUCUGUUUCGGCAUAAGUCAACCUGUUCAUCUUGUGCCUGCGUGCCGACCUGGCCCUCCAUUCUAUUAGAAUAAUUCUGUUUAAGACCUUUCCUGGUACAGACAGCAGUGUAACUCCUCUGUAAUUUACACAAUUGCUGAGAUCCCCUUUAUUUGGUAUCUUGAUGAGGUAUCCUUCUUUCCAAUCUUUUGGAACUCUCUCUUCUUCUCAUGUCUUUUCAAACAGAGGGUGCUACAUGUUAACUAUUGUAUCUAUGUCUGCUCUCAUCAUCUCUGUUGUGGCAUUGAGUUCUGAUGCUUACCCUAUUUUGAGCUGCUUGAUAGCAAGGACUGUUUAUUCCUUAUUUGGGGCCCUGUUUUCUAUUUGUAAAUCUUCAUUAGCUGGUGGUAUAUUUGGUGUGUCUGUGGGUUAAGGUCUGUUUAGUAUCUCCUUAAAUUAUUCCACCCAUCUUUUUUGUUGUUUUUUUCAUUCCGUUAUUGGUCUACCUUCCUUGGCUUUAACCGGUCUAUUAAAUUCUUGUAUGUUCCUGAGAGCUUUCUUGUUAUGUCAUAGAGCUCUUUCUUGUUCCCCUUUCUGGCUGCUUCUUCUGCCAUUGAUGCAAGACCAUCUAUGUAUGCUCUUUUAUACUUUUUGAUGUUGUUCUGUACCCUUUGAUUUACUUCUUUAUAUUUCUCUUUUUCUUUUCUCUACCAUGGUGGGGCUGUUGUUAGCUGCACCAUCCAUUUCUUUCUUCUCAUUUAUUUUUUGCAACGUGUUGAGUGAGAGCCAGUCUUUGUGUUUUUGCUGCACCUGUCCUAAUACCUCGUUAGGGUUGGAGGUUACAGACAUCUUUAUAUUUUGUCACUGAAGUUUUGUCAGGUCAUCAUCUGUUUGGUCUUGCAGUACCAGGAACUUAUUUCUCAAAGUAAUACUGCCAGAAGUGCUCGUUAUAUUUUAGUCUUCUAGCAGCUGGAUCUUCCUUGUUUUUCUUCAAUUUUAGCUUGAGUCUUGCUUAAACUAGAUGGUGAUCAGAUGCAACAUCAGCUCCUUUUUUUACACAUACAUCUUGUAGAGACCUUCUGAAUUUUUUGCCAAUAUGAUGAAUUAGGUUUUUGUGUUCAGUUAUCAAGGAACACUCAAGUUACCUUCUUAUGCUAGAAUUUGCUGCCAGUCUUUCGUCGUUUUAAUUUCUCUCUCUUAUACCAUGGUGCCCCAUAAUUUAUUUUGUAUCCUCUGUUUUCUUUUCCAAUCUUAUCAUUUAGAUCACCCAUUAUGAUAUUUAGAUCUCUACCUGGACAUAUUUUUUUUUCAAGUAUCACUUGUAGUCUAUUGUAGAAAGCUUCUUUUUCGUCUCCCUUACUGUUGUUGGUGGGUGCAUAACACUGUAUUACAUUCAUAUUUAUUUUCUUCUUCGCGGUUCGAAAAGAUAAUGUAAUAAUUCUUCGACCAUGGGCUUCAUAUCCUAUCAAUGCCUCUUGUGUCAUUUGUGUCACCAUGAAAGCAUCUCCUUUUGUGUGUGGAGCAUUUUCUCCAGAGGCCAACCUCAACUAUCCAUCUUCUUUUACAGAUGCAGAGCAGUGCGAGUUUUUAUGUUUUCAUUUCUGCCGCCACUUGUGCUAAUUUUCCUGUUUCUUACAAAGUUCUAACAAUCUACUAGCCAAUCCCUAUUGCCUUUGAAAGAAGGGUCCUCGACUUUGAGACUCCCAUUAUAACCUGGCUUUGGGUUUGGAUAUAAUGUGCAUUAAUAUAAAUACAUAUUUCUGUAUUUCAUUUAUUUGGUGUUUAUAUUAUUUGUUAGAUGUAAUGACAUGAAGCCCGGAAAGAGUAGACCCGCAAUGUCAAAAGCAUUCCAAAAAAAGACAGCAGUUUAUAGUCUUUGAAAUAAAAGUGAAACUUUAGUUUAAUUAUUUGUAUGUAUAUUAAUUAUGUUCAUUUAGAUAAAUUCAUUUAUAGUAUCAUUCAGAGUAGUUUUUAAAAAUUUUUAAUAUCAUUGUUCUUGUAUAAAAGGUUAACUACGAACAACAGUGGGAAGACUUCCAAGCAGAAUUUGGACUUCCCAAGGGCUGUGUUAAUGGUGCUCAGGCUUUGAAAAAUAUUUAUUUCAGGUAAAUAUGGAUUAUGUAGUGGUCAAUUAUAGAAUUGAAGAAAAAAUAUAUUUUACCAUAGUUGUAUGGUAAAAAUCUAUUUCUACAUACAUGUAUACAUAAAGAAAAUAUAACAACAGGCCCGCAUUGAUGUAAAUUUCAAUUUGCAAACCCUUAAAUGGUGUGAUGGCACCACAGUUUUUUAAAUUGGUUUUUUAAAUAAAAGUAUUGUAAAGCCCUAAUAUAAAAUAUCUAUUUAUAGGUUGAUAUUUUUUUUUUUAAUUUGACAUGGCUCUGCCAAUUUCUCUAGGUUGGGGUGAAUCCUAGAGAGUUGAGAUUGAAAUAGUCAGUCAAUAUUUUUUAAAUAGAUCUAAGUUUUCAAGAUCUUUGAUUUAACUUUUCUGAAAAGGGCUAUUUCAUGAAGGGUGUUCGUUUGAAAGUGGACAUCUGCUGACAAGGUGGAGAAGGGAUCUUGCAGAUGUCCACUAGCUCUUUCUUUUUUUUUUUAUAAAUUACUCUAGGCCUUCUGCAUGUAGUCCAGUUUUUUAAAUUGCGGACACUCUCUGGCUGCUUUAUUUGCAAAAUUUUGAGGAGGAGGGGGAUAACUCUUAGUCUUUAUUUAUAUAUUUGGUUGCAAUAAAUCAACACUUUUAAACUUUGAGUUUAUGGCUUAAAUUUCUCCCUCUACUUGUCAGGUGUGGUUGGCUUUAUUUAAUCAAAUGAUUUUUAUUAUCAGACUUGUUUAGAAAUUUUAAUCUAUUGACUCUUUAUAAUGACUACACGGGUGGAUGGGUCUCGUUAAUCUUAGAAGGAAAACUCUGAAAUCAAACCCAAAGAUGAAGUCCCACAGUCGGUAUGACAUUGACAUAAUGAACAUUCUGAAACUCCUGUGAAGUAGAAUGCAUAAAGAGCACAAGACACACUGCUGGUCGUCUACUGCAUCCUUGUUUAUAUCCCAUUGUCUUGACUAAGUCUUGCCAUUGGAUCAAAUAGGCAAGAACGAGAGUGAGGCUGACUGUUAUGUAGAGUACAUGAACUCUAGCAGACACAAAGCAAGCUCGAGACCAUAUUUAAGGUGUGGCUAGCUAAAAAUAAUCUGUUGACCUGAAUUAAAUUAAUUGUAUUAGAAUUUUGUAGAAGAAUCUGGAGUAAACUGGAAAAGAAAACAAUGCGUAAGGUGGUUCCAGAUGCAUGAGUAGAACAGACUAUAAAAAGCGGACACAAUAGUUUUUUGGGAGAGCAUUUAUGACGAGAUAAUUUUACUUUACGGGUCGAAAGAGGAGUGUUAUUCUUAGAGCUGUGUUUACUUAUAUGUGAAUUCCUAUUAACCGUUGUACCUUUUUUUGGCACAUUGUAUUGGUACAAGCAAAACAGUACUCUGUAAAUUAAUGAUUUUUAAUUAUAUUUCUUUUUGACUUUAGUGCUUUAGUAUUAACUUAACCCACAAACUGGCAUGCAUCAUUCUGUAGUGUGGGAGCUUUUCAGAACCUUCUGAGUGACUUUUAAAUUACAUUAAAUGACAUAGAAAUAUUGAUACAAGACCCCAAUAAGUAUGUAAUUUUUAGAAAGGUAAAUGGAUUGGGAUAAAGUUGGCUAUAUUGCCCAACAGUAAAGAAAAAUUUGCUCAGUGUCCUUGACCUUUGAGUGCUCAAGAAAAAAAAUUUGACAAAAUGUCUUGCUUUCAAGUGCUCAUAAUGUCAUUAAUUUUUAUAGAUACAUUUAAAACACUAAUCUAAAUGUUGUAGCCAAUUUAUUUAUUUUUCAGAAAAUGUAUAGUUUGCUGAGGUUUUGAUUACAAUUAAACCUCUGAAAGCAAUUUUUUAAAUUUUGUGUCAUUUAUAUAAAAAACGGACCACAGCUGAAACCAAGUACAACAUCUCAGGCAAAACAGUUAUUAUUGACUAGUAAACAUUUAAAAUGGAACCGUAGAACCGAUUUGGGUUGUUUAACUAUAAAAUUUAUUAGUUCUGAUCUAUAAUUUGUAGCUUCUAUAACUAAAAUUCAGUCAUUCCUUGCCCAACCUCCGGGCCUGGCUCGAAAUCUAACAGUAGGCCUACUUCAGUAUUGCUAAGACUAACAGAUUCAUGAGAAGAAAAAUCUCAAUUGAGAUCGUCAUGGGGAAUGUUAAAAUCAUCAUCAGUAUCAAUUAAAUAUUUAUAUCAGUUCUUGCACUGAAGGCCAGGCCAUAGCUUCAGCCAAUUUAUCUUUAAAAAAAAAAAACAGCGAUAUAAAAUUCCAAUUAAAAGGUACCUAUUGUUAAGUUUUCUAGAAAAAGCUUGGCCUGGAAGUUUAUUUAAUUAUUAAUAAAAGUAAGUGGCUAUGAUUCCAUUUAAAUAUUGUAUUGAAAGUUGUUAAAGGACAGUUUUUUUUUUUUCGGCCACCACAGUAUAGAACGAGAAUGUCUGCCGAUUUUUUUGGCCGACCACAGUUUGUUGGUUGAUAAAGUUAUUAACUGUAAUUAGCCCUGUUUCGAGUAUCUUAUCGUAUUUCUCUGUUAUUGUUUUUAUGAUUGGUAUCAUUUUUUGUUAUGCACUGUUUUAGAACGAGGCAUUUAAUUAAAUAAGAGGUAAUUUUUACAUAUAGAUAGUGCGUAACACUGAAGAAUUGAGCAACUCUCACUCAAUUUAAACAAAAUACAGCUCAAAAGUCAAGGCUACUACUCAAGAUAAAAAUUGCCUUGGUUAUAUUUGCGUGCACGAACGAGAAAAUUAUAGUGGCAUUUCACAUUUUGAAUACUGUAUGUGUACAUCUGAAAACGGGAAAAAGGGGUGGGGUGAGAAGGCACAUGUGGAGAUUGUCAUCUUACAUAAACAAAUGUUCUUCUUUAUUUUUUGAAUGUGAAAUAGAAUAAUGAAGAAUUUUUUUAAUUUUCUAUUAGGUAUUUAAAUCUCUAUGAAAAAGUGAACUUUCUCGGUGAAGAUCCAGACACACGCAACAAUGAAGAAGAGGAAGGGCCUGCCAGGAAAAAAAUAUGUUUGCCUAUAGAGACAAUUCCUCUUCAUUACAAUUACAAUCAACACAAGUUGACUGGUAAAUUAUAUUGGACUUUUUUUUAAUGUCAGUUGUUCUAAAUAACCAAAAAGGAACUAGAUUGUAAAAUGAGAUUCUUUUAUUGAUCCAAACAAAAUUGUAAUGUAUAAUCCAUGUUGUUUUUGGGGGUGUAAAUUGUCCAAAGUAACACUCUCAAUUAAACUGGUCAGUUGCAACCCAUCUGUUUUCCAUCUUGAAUGAUUUAUUUUUUAACUUUUUAUUUUAUUUUAGAUGCUCAGAGACAGCAGUAUAAUUUAUCAACAGACUUAUAUGAACAAAGUGAUUAUGAAAAGCUGGAAAUGUCCCUGCGCUCUGGCCUCCCCAAUGAAGUAGAUGUGGCUGUGAAUGUUUGUGUACUGUUAUCUACAGAGGGAAAACAUUGCAUGAAGUUGGAAAAAACAUCACAUCUGAUGCGUCUUCUGCUGGCUCAUGUUGGGAUUUUUGAAGAGGGUAUUGCUGAAGAACUUUUUAAAAAAUUAUGACAAACAGCCAGUUACUAUGUAACGUGAUUCUCUUUAAAAAAAAAUUUUUUUUCAACUUUAAAGAAUCUAUAUAUUAUUUUAUUUCAGAUUCUGAUGACUUGCAAUAUUUGUAUCGACAUUGUUGGGCAUCAUCUGAAAACAGAAAUUUCCUAAGGGUGAGCAACAUUUAAUCUAUGAUUAAAAUAAUAAAAUAAAUAUUUUCAAAUCAAGCUGUACGAAAGCAUCUUUAAAAGCUUUGUGAGCCUUGUUUGAAAGUGACAUCACUAAAUUUUAAAUCUCUGCUCUAUUCUUUACUUAAACAGUUCUGGUUUGAAACAGUUGAGAGAAAGGAUAUUAGAACUCUAAUCACUUGGCUUGGAAAACCAUAUUCACAAAGUAAGUUGAAAACAUAAAAUGCAUCAAUGUGGUUUCACAAUUUUUAUUCUAAGAUUUAAUAUUAUGGCAAUUCAUUUUUUAAGAGAAUUAAUCACACCACUCUUUUUGUUGAAAAUUUUAAUGUCAAUUAUUCUCAGAAGAGCUCGUGGGAAAAGAAGUAUUGAACCUUGGACGGGAUCUAGGUACAUUAGAUGUUGAAGGUCAGAGAGUUAUGCAGGUUGGUAAAAUAUUAGUAUUCCAUACCUUAAUAAUAUCAUUUAAUAAUAAUGUUUUUAAAGUCAGAUAUAAUAUGCAACAUAGUGCUAAGAUCUGAUGCAUAUUGAAUUGUAUAUAAACACAAUUUAUAAACUAACUAAAAAUAAAUGUUUUUUAUUAAUUCCUUUCCAUUCUAAUUUUAAAAAAACAAAAGGUUGCUGUUUUCCUGCACAAUCUAUCAUUUGAAGAUAGAAACCAGAAGUUACUUGCUGGUAGUUACUUGGUAUAUAAGUAAGUAGAUCAUUAUUUCCCUUGUUAAUGUUAAUAUACCUUUUGUUAUAGAUUACUCAGUAUCUGACUCAUUUUGCUACACACACUCUUCUAAAUUGUAGAUAAAGCGUUUUAAGAACGUAUGUAUUGUAAUUUGUGCUUAUAUUCUUCACAUUCUUAUGUCCACCAAUAUGCAGAUUUCUUAUCUUGAGCUUGCAUAGUAACUUUGGGGGAUUAAGACAGCUGGCCUUGGAUACAUUUGCCAACUUGUCUUGUGAGGUAAGAGUAGUUUCUUCAGCGGAUUGCUAUUUAGAAUAGACUAUAUGAAAACUUAUAUAUGACUUUAUAUGAGUUGGUUUAAGUAUGUCUUGAAUGUUCAAGCUGUGCCAAAUGUUAAUGAAAAUAAAAUCAAAUUGCAUUUUGAAUUUUUAUACUUAGUUAUCCAUUUGAAAUAAAUAUACCUUUUCGUUUUUCUUAGGUUGAACUUGAUGCUUUAGGAACUGGAACUUCUAAUUUGGUACUUGAUCUUCUUAAUAAUGCAUUGUACUCAGAGGACAGAUUUUUUUUAGUUAGAGGUAGGUUUCUUUCAAUUUUUACUUGUUCAUUUGAGUCAUUACAUUUUUGUGUGCAAAUUUUAAAGGAAUGAAAAUGCAUUUAUGCAGUAUGUAACACUAUUAUAUAGUUAAAAAUAAUAGCUUUUUAUUCACUAUCCACAUAUAUUAAUUACCCACAUAACUAUGAUUUAAUCUCAGCUCAGGGAAAAAUAGGUUCCAUCACAACUUUUAAAGAAGCAUUCUAUACACUUUCAGAAAUUAUCUCAAUAAAUUAUUGACAUGUUUGUUCAUUACAACUUUAAUAGAAUUUUGGUUUAUUAGCCAACCAUAUAAAAUUAAUUUUUUGUACAUGUCCAUGGACAAAAUUGUCACGUAUCAAUUUAAAAUUAAAGAGUGCAAAAAUUUGAAGGCAUUGUGAUGAUUCUCUUCCCUAGGUUUAGAAAUCCUGAGUAAAAUCAGUCAGCUUACUUGUAAUGAAGGAGCACUUUUAGAACAUUUAAAGGAAGAUGUGUAUGCCAGGCUAGUAGCUCUUCUCACAGUCCAAGACAUACAGUUAAUUGUUCACACACUAGAAGCACUCUAUAAGCUUUCAAAGAUUGGAGAACCAUUCACCACAAGGAUAGCAAAGGUUCAUAAAGCUAUAGGUAAGUGAUUGAUUAAUGUCAUCAAAUGUGUAAUUAAUGCAAGCAGUCAAUUAAAAUUAUUUAAACAUCCUUUUUUUUUGUCAGUGGCUUUUCUCAAUAAAUCACAAUGAGAAACAUAGUGACCGAAUUUGUAUUAACAUUAAACAAUUUUUGCUUUCAGAUACACUUGUGAGUUUAAUUACUAUUGAAGCUCAGUCAUUUGGGCCAGGAUCUUUAGUGGGAAUAAAGGUAGUUGAAUAUGUUCCCCCUGCUCAUGUUACAAGUGAAGAUGGUGAUAGCAUGAGAAAACCAACUACUGUCAUUCAGCCUAUAAACCCUGAUUCUGUUAGUAAGUAAGCUGUAUGGUUUCUGUUGAGUAAAAGUUAACAACAGUUCCCAUAAAAUAUAGUUUUUAAAAUGUUAACAGUCUUCACAAUUUUCAGUUUCAUAAACACAUUUGGUUAAAAUUAAAGAUUCAUCAUUGAAUUCGACUAAAUCCCAUCCAGACAUUGUGUAAAUACUAGUACCGUAAACAAAAUAAUUUUUAUUUUUUCCCCUCCUGCCAUCAAAGAUGGCUAUAUUGAUUGUUGAAACAUUAGUCUUAUUUUGGUAUUACCACCACACUUACAGAUAUCUAUCAAGUCCCCGCCAGCUUACACAGUCAGAUGGGUGGUGCUCUUGACAGUGGGAGUGGAGGUGGUGGAGGCCCAGGAGGAGGUGAAAUUUCAAAAGUUGUCACUCCAGUGAAAGAGCCAGUGACUGAUAUACAAGCCACUACAUCAAGCUGGUAGGUGGAAUCAAACAGAAAUUGUUAAUGUUUAUAUUUAUAUAUGUUAACAGUUCCUUAGCAUUCAAGUUUUUCAUUCAUUGUGUUUGUGCGACUUGAACAUUUAGAACAGUGCUGCAUGGGGCCCACAUGAGAUGAUUUAAAUCUCCAGUUACAGCUACAGACAUUUUUAUGAUGAGUGUAUUAAAUAAUUUUAAAAAUGUAGGUUGAAAAUAUUUUCAAAUUACAUUAAUUGAUUUAGUAUUGUACACGGGAGAGCACAUGAGAAGUUGUAAAAUGGAAAAUGGGGAGGUCACAAAAGCUAAUGAGUGGUAUGGCUUGACAGGUUGCAUUAAUUUAUCAGCAGAGAAACCAUUAGAUAACCUGGGUGAUAUCUUCUCCUCCUUUCUAAAGUUGGUACAGGGGAGGCGUUGCAUGGUGUUGGAUAUAAUACUGAUGAUGUUGGUUUGGGUAAGAUGAAUAGGGAAACAAAAAGGAACUUUAUAUGUAGCUAUUUUAUCAUUGUUAAAAUAUCCAUGCCCCCACCAACUGGACAAAUUUAGAUGAAAUAGAUAGGUGAGCACCCAGCCUUAACCACUGUGCUUUGUGGGUUGUUAAAAUAUGACAAGAAAGUCUUUGGGGUUGAAUAAUCAAGCUGGGGUACUAAAGAUGUCACAACUGAAUGACAACUGUGGGGAGUGUGAACCAUUUAUGGUACCUUGUUACUUAAAUAGGUAGUCUAGACAUGUAUGUUAACUACCUCAAAUAAAUAAAAUUGCUAUUGAUGAGCCAAUAACGCUAUAGGGUAUGUGACUCUUUUAUGCAAAAGGUAAGAAGUAUUAAUAAUAAUAAUAAUAAUAAUUAAGUUUAUUUGAAAAUCACUCUUCAUCCCCAAAGCCUCGAAGCGCGUACAAAGUCAACCAAAUUAAAAGAAAUGAAAAAAUCUAUAUUAUACCACAUUGAAAUACAAAACGCGAUAUUACAAAGACUACAUACGAGAAUACCUAUAAGUCUUUCAUCCCUUGCAACCAUAAACAACACAGACCAAUAUACAUCUAGAAGAUAAUAGCUAGCUGGAAAAGAUGGUAGACAACAUCACCCCAGCAGGUGUUUGUGAAAUAGAUAUGUUUUCAAAUCGGUUUUGAUAGACUCCAGUGUCUGGCUGUUUCUGAGAGUGACAGGAAGUGUGUUCCAAAUUGUUGGGCCAGCAAAUGGGAAAGUGGGCCUUCGGUAAGUCUCUUGGUAUUGAGAGUUUGCCACUAUCGGAUGAGCAGAGUUUUCUGGUGGGUAUAUAAGUCGUCAUGAGCGCUUUGAGAUAGGACGUAGCCAGGUCAUGCAAGCAGCGGUAGCACAGAGUUGCAAUUUUUUUACUCUAUGCGAGUGCGGACCGGCAGACAAUGCAACUCUCUCAGAAGUUUGUUAGCAUGGUCAAAUUUGUGCUUGCAAAGAACAAUGCGAGCCGCAUUAUUCUGUGCUUUUUUAAUUUUAUCUAGGAGCGUAGCUGAAAGACCCACUAUGAGAGCAUUGCAAUAGCCCAUGCGUGAUAGCACGAAUGCAGACAUCAGCCUCUUUGUUGCAUCAAACAUUAAGAAAGGUCUGAUAUGACUAAUUCUGCGCAGCUCUAGAAAAAUCGCCUUGCAAAGCAUGUUAAUGUGAUUUUCCAUAGUUAGUUUUGUCUAAGUAGACAUCCAGAUUUUGCACUGUUUAAGCAAACUAAAUCAGUAUAUUUGAGAGAGUAAGGGAUGGUGUGUUAUUGACAGAUUUUAGCUUUUGAGCGGUAGCAGUGGGGAUCAGCUCUUUUCUGGAAAGUAUAUAUUUUUUUUUUUUAAACUGAUCUUUCUUUUGAGAUGUUAUUUUCAGCCCUUGGGUUUGCGGAAUUUAAAAAAAAAUUUGGACCACCUUGUCAAAAAAUUUUGACAGCACUAUUUUGUAAGAUUGAGACUGAUAGGCUCUAGGAAGUUGGGUCUGUGCAUUGAGAAAUGAUUUGUAAUAUAUCUGUCACAUUGAAAAACCUAUCUUGCCAAAUGGUUAAGAUAACAGUACACAUUUUACAGCUUCUUUUGAAAUAAUUUAUGAAUCAUAUGCAUUUUAUCUAAUUGUUUUAAAAAUUUGGUCGUGUAAUGCUUAAAAAUAUAGAGUUAAUAAUUUUUUCCUUAACAGUACGUUGAUAAAGUUUUGUUUCAUUGUUGAUGUGUUUUUGAUUUAGAGGUUGAUGUUUUUCUUAUUGAGAUAUUUAAUUAUUCCUUUAUAUGCAACAAAAUGAAAGUCCUCUAGUUUUAUUAGAUGCGAUUCAUUCUGUACAUUAAUGCUUACUUUGGACCUCAAUCUUUUACAUUUAUAGGUUGAAUGCUACAUAUGAGCUAAAGAAAAAAAGCAAAGUGAACCAGGUUGAACUGUUUUCUGACUACUUACAGUUUUGCAGAAAGUUUCAAAUUCACAAUGCUAUGUCAUCUGCUGAAUUUUUACAUCUGGUCAAGUAUGUACUACUAAAAGUUUUUAAAAAGUUUUUAAAAAUUAAUACCUCAAUAUUUAUAAUUUCACCUCAUCACCACUUAUAUUUAGAAAGUAAUUUUAAUUUGAGUGUUAAGCACUGCCUUCUGUAGUGUGAAAUUAAUCUCUUAUUUUAAUUUUAUGGCUCGUUCAAAAAGUGCCUAACAAAGGACGAUACCAUAGAGAAAUACAAUAGCAAAAAUACGACACUCGAAACAGUACUAAUUACAAUUAAUAAGAUUUAUUUAAGUAUUAAUAUAAUUACAAAACAAAAGAAAUAUAAUUACAAAUCAUCAACUUACAGAUUAUGGGAUGUCUUGUACCGGUACACAGUUAGUACCCUGUGCCAAUUAAUAAUGUACAAUGAUGAAUGCGAAUAAACACAUAUGAGUACACACAGAAUAAUACACUUAUGUCGUGAAAUGAAAAAUAUCUAUCUGAAUCUCUGUCCCUCAAUGUUCUCUGAACCCCUUAAAAAUGCAGCGUAAGAUGCAUUCCAGAAACGACUUAGACAUUGUUUACCUUUCUUGUCCACCCCCGAACUUUCCACAACAUUCUAUUAAAACAUAUUAUUUUUAGUUGGUAGUGGUAGUAAACAACAGCCAAAAUCAAAGGAAAUAGGCCACGCCCAAUACGAACGCAGCCUAAUUUUGGGGUCAGAGUUCAUGGCACGGGGAAAGUGAUGUAAACACGUCUUCUACAUAACAUUGAGACUGGUGGUAAGUCUACAUAGCUAAAUUUUAUUCCUUUCCAGGGUGAUAUUUCACCAAUGUGAAGUACUCAGCAUUAAUAGAAAAAAUGGAGACAAAGAUGUUUUCUUAGAAGGGCUGUGUAAAAGACCAACUCAGAAACCUUUUGCAGUGACAACAAUGCCUCCUGAAAAAGGUAAGGAGUUGGUAAAGCUUAAUAAUGCUCUAAUUAGCUCCCAUCUUUAUAAUGGAUAUAUUAGGACUUUAAAAAAUCCAAUACAUUUUAAAAGCAUCCUUAAACUUAACUUGUAAAAGUUAGUGUCUCAAAUAAAACCACAAUCUUUUAAUUUUUAAAUUCUCAGUUAUAAUUACAUUUAGAGGCUAAGAUUUGUCAAGGAUUUUUUUUAUGGAAUCAGUGUUAUGUUAAAGCAUUCGAAAUAAAAAAAGAUUUUUUUAACAGCUAAUUUCUAAACAUUUGCUAGCAUUUUUCUGUGUAAUUGCUUUAAACUAAUGGCACAGCUUAAAUGAACUUAUUUGGCAGUUGCAUAAUUUUGUCAUUGAAAAUUUUUUUUAUAAUUAAUUUUAUUAUAUCAUUUUCACUUUUAAAAAUAUUUUAAAAUAUCUGAAUCUUUCAUUUGGUUUCUGUUUUCACCAAUGCUAUUGAUUGAUAUAAGAAUAAGUAACUUUCAAGUUGCUCAAAUAGAUAAGACGGCGUUGUGAACUAAAGGUCUAAACACAUUUUGUGAACCCAAGCUUUUUAAUUCCCUGAUGUUAAAGGCUUUGCUUUUAUCUUCUUUUUUGUUGUUGUUUUGGUGUGCUUUUUAUUCUGAUUAAUUUAAAAGCUGAAGUUUAAGUAUUGUAAAACUUUUAGGUGUUUAAAGGUAUUCUAGUGCUUCUCAAACUUUUCAGAGGGACAAACCAGAAGAAUUUAGUUAAUUUAUUUAUUUUUCAUUCUUUAGAUUUUCACAUCUCUGCGUUAUUUAGCUCCUAUUUAAGUACUGUCUCUUUCUGGUUAUAAUUUUUCAAAAAGGAAUAAUGUAUUAGCUACCAUACAGUAACUAAUUUCAUAAUAUUUGUAAUAUUAAGGGAAAUUUACAAAUUCAAAUUGAAAAAGAAGUGUCUGUUCAUAAGGAAUAGUAUAAACACAUAUCGUUAAUUUUAGAUUAUUUUCUGUUCUUAAAAUUAAAUUUCUUGUAAAUGUAAAAUUACCUAAAUUUAUCUGAAAUGCUAAAAUGAUACUAUAAAAAUGUUAUUAUUAGUUGUGUUUAUAAACUUAAAGGAAUAAUGAUUAAUAACUAAAAACAUUUUGACAGGUGACUAUGCCAAAUGAAUUUUUAAAUUCAAUUUUUACUAUAUAUAUUUUCAAAAGGAUUGCUCCUGAAUUAUUUGAACCUUUGUCUAACCUUUUAUAAUGAGGCAUCAUUGGGGAAAGUUAGUGAUUGUAAAUAUUUAUUGUAAUAAAUUGUUCAAUUCACAUUAUUAUUUUAUAUUGUGCUUUCCUUAUCGUUUUGUUUUUGUUGUUAGCCAUUAAUAAUCUAAGCAUGUUAACCAGAAAAUACUUUAUUCUUUGGAAGAACUUCUCUUCUGCCCUUCGUGAUAUUCCAUUGAAGGCGUAUAUUAAUUUUGUAUCCAAUGUUUUAAAAUGUGUUUCCAAAUAUGGCAGAAGGUUGUCAUUUCAGUUCAUAUUUUAACAUUGUAACUUUGUAUCGGUGUCAAACUGCAGCAUUUGUUUUUAUUUCUUGCUUUCAGUGCGUAAUCCCCUUAGUGUGAAUGUAAGCCCCAAACAGACCCCUACUCAGGUGGUAGAAUCUUUAGCUCACACGCCAACAUUACGACAGCGCCUUAUGGAGCCGCCACGUGUAUCAUUACAUCCCCAACUUAAUCAUUCAGGUGCCACGUCUUCAGCAUCAUCACCACUCGCAACAUCCACUCCAGCGCAAGCAUUUUCAAGAAAUAGCAGCCAUCAAACCCACAGCUCACAAACAGGCUCAAUUAAAGGGACAUCCAAUCAACAGGGAAAAAUAAUGAAAAAUGUCAAGUCCCUUUCAGCACCUCCAGUUAAAAGAGGCCUGGCAUAUAUGAACUCUGCAAGCACUUCAGCUGACAAUAACGCAUCACCCAUAGCAGUUGGCAAUCUACAGAUUAAUCAACCAUCAUCUCAAUUUAAUAAAGGCUCAUCUACUCAAGGCUAUUCACAGACAAUAAAUUUAGCUACUGUUCAGUCCUUUCCAUCAAUCAGUCAUGCACUGCAAACUGAGCAGGGCACUAAUGCUUCUGAUGCUUUGUCAGUCAAAAGUUUGCUGGCUAAAAAACUUUCUCAGGGUGUGUCUGACCAAGAUUUAUCGUUAACUUCUGGAACCACUCAUAUUUCAUGUCAGUCUCAUAAAGCUCCACAGAGUAUACCCAACAUUUUCUCACAAGCUUCUCAAGCAGGAAGCUCUGUGAAUACUGUGGCUUUUAGUUCUAGUCAAGCCACCAUAAACAAAGCAACCCGUCCAGUUUCCUCCAGCGUCUCAUCAUCUGUAUCACAGACUUCAUCAACAGUACAGUCCUCAUCAUGUGUAACUCAGACAUUCAAUUCUCACCACUAUAUGAAUUCUGCAAUUGUUACAAAUACUAACCUACAAUCAAAUCAGCAAUUGACUGCACAGAAUUGUUCAAAUAAUCUAAUUUUGCAACAGAAUACCAAUCAAAGCUCUAAUAUAUUGGUGCAGCAGAAUAACUCUACUGCACUUCAAAACCCCAAUGUGACUUUUGUUCAGAGGACCUCAACUAUUCCCUGUGUGCAGAACAAUACAUUUUCUCUGGUGCAACAAAAUUCUAUACAAACUGACGUUCCUCAGAACUCAAAUAUAUCUAUUGUUUCCCAACAGCAACCUGUUUGUAUGCAGUUUGUGCAACCAAAUUCCACCAAUGGAGCAAAUGUUUCAGUAGUUCAACAAAAUGCACCCUGUGCAAUAAUGCCCAAAACAAUAGGAACAGGACAGAUGCAUAAUAACUCAUUGGGCUCAAUCAAUCCCCAAUGUUUUGCAUCAUCAUCCUUAUCAUCUCAGCCACAAAAUAUCCAAAUAAAUCACAUGAUCAGAAAUCCCUCCAAUAUACUCGUAACCAACCAUCAAACAGGCAGCUCCAACAAUAGCUCAAAUGCUUUGACCAUAACAUCUACUGCAAAUAUGCUGUGUCCUUCCGUCACACAGACGAUAUCUUCCCCAGCAGUAGCAGCGUUACUUACAUCCACGCAACAACAAGGAUCUCAGAUGAUUAUAUCAUCACCAAUGAUAGCUGGUGGGUCAGUGGUGCAGGCUACACAGUCGUUACCUGUUCAGGCACCCACCACUGUGGUCAUCCAGACCCCACCUGGCACCAUAGUGAUGCCAUCAAGGCAGCUCUUAGUUCAGGGAAAUGGCUCAACAGCUUUUGGAUCUAUACAGCAAGGAAACCAUACUGGAACAGUAUCUUUCAUUGUACCUUCCCAAUACAGACCAGGGUCAGCUGUAACAGUUCAGGGCCUUAAUAUUAUACCACAGGGCAGUGUUAACAUGGUACCUUCACUUGCCCUGGCCAGUACUAGUACACAGUCACAAACUUCAAGUUUUGCAGCUCAAACUCAAAAUAUAAUUCAGAUGACACAGACGUCACAGACAAAUGUUAAUUCUGCUGCAGCUAAUCAGCUUGGAUCCAGACAGAUUGUGCUUGCACAAAACCAAGCUACAAUCCCAGUUGGAGUACCACUUGGAAAUUUUGUGAGGAACAGCUCUAACAUUUGUUUGGCAUCCCAGCAACAGCAGCAACACAGUUUUGUUAUCCAGUCUUCAUCUACCCAGCCUAUACAUCAAUCAUCUGCCACUAGUGUUGGUUUGACUAUGAACUUAGCACAGUCUCAACCUAAUGUGCAAGCCAUAAAUAUUCCCACACAACUUACUGAAUCUCAUAUCAGAUCUGACUUAAAUUACCAACAGCCCCAACAACAAAAUAUAAACUUAAACAUUUCAUCGUCGGUUGUGACUGACACUUUAUUACAACAGCAGCAAAAUGUGCUGUCCACUCAGUGCAAUGGUUUAACUCAUGAAGUAAAUGGUUUUUUAGGUUCUCCUGAAUCGGUUUGUAGUGACUUUCCUCCUUCACCAUUAUCCACAGGAAUUAAUUCUGAUAAAGACAUUCAUAAUGGGAAGGUUCUAGAGAUUGAUAAGGAUGUGUUAAAAAAGAGUGACAUUGGAAAAGUGGUUGAGAAAACCAGUAAGUUGAAUGGGUAUGUCCACCUUGUGGAAAAUCCUAACUUUGAUAUUGGAAAGUCUGAUCAAACGAUUGAAUCUGACUCUUUAGUUACAAAAACAAACAGUUUAAGUACAGAUUCACAAGGGAAUAUUUUAAUUAAUGGUUGUUUACCUGGUGUCAUACAGGGCUCAAGUAUUAUAGGGCAUCAGACAAACUUUUCAGGUGUGAGCAGUAAUAGUAAUAAUAUGAAUAUAACAAAUAACAAUGGUGUACAGCAAACUCAAUAUGUUGUACAACAGCCUGGGGGCAACAUCCUAACACAUACUGUGUCACACGCACAGCAUCAACCAAAUAAUUUACAGGUUCAAUUAGCUCAGCAACAUGUUCAACUUCAGUUUCCCCAGCAACAGCAUCAUUUGCAAUUUCAACAACCUGUUCAAAUUCAUCAGUCUCAAGGCAAUCAAGUUGUUUCAACCCAACAUCAAGCAUUGCCUCCACAGCAGCAGAGGCAAAUUCAGCAUGUGUCCAUUUCUCAACAAACUGGCAAUGUUCAGCAAAAGCCUAAAAUUUCCACUUUGUCAAGCCAGGCUUCUAUCAAUAUGUCUCAGUCAGGAAGCACACCUUUGAGACAAGUUUUUAAUUGUGACAUCUCCAAGGAUAGUGACACCAGUAAUGAUAGUGUUAUAUCUUCAUCUGAUCCUGCUGACAAAAUAAUAUCUGCUGUUCAGACUCCAACAUCAAAGAAAACACAAAAAAGCAAGCCUGAAGUUAUUAUGGUUAAAGAAAUCCUACCACCUCGACAGAAAAAGAAAGGUGUGGGUGAAGUAGUUACAAUAACAAAUUCCACUGCUGCACCAGGGCAAACUCAGAAGUCUGUGCAGAUUCCGCUAGAGUAUAUGUGUGAAUGGGCUAACUGUCGCAGGUGAGUUGAUGACUAUAUUUUUAUAUUAAUUUUUUUAGGUUGAAGAAAUAACUAUUAAUAAUUAAAAAUGUUUCUAUAAAAUUAUUUUGGGGUUAAUCUGUUUUAAAUCUUAUGCGGGGACAAAAUUCUAUGAAUUCAAGAGCAUUUUUUUUUUUAAAGCUAACUCUCGCAUUUCCAUCUUGUAAAUCGUAAAAUUUGUUGACAUAUAUGACACACAUUUGGAGUAUUUCAGGUCAUCAUGAGUUGAUGACACUGAGUUUCAGCUCCAGUAUGCUGGGUCAAUGGGGGGGGNGUAAGGUGUCUUUUGCGAUUGUAUGCCAAUACCUGUCAGAACUAGGAUUUUAAGAGACCGGGUUAAAAUUGUAUACAUUCUGGGUUUUUUUUUCCCGGAAAAAAAAAAAAAAAAAAAAAAAUUAAAUUUUUGGUUUUUAGUUUUAACUUGCAUUUGCAUUCUACACCCAGCAGCGCAUGGGUGGACAGAUACGAUUGGUUGGGGACCAUCUAUAAUUAUAUUACGUUUGCCUUGAGAGGGGAGUGGAGUUGAUUUGGGAGAUUUUGUGUAAAAACUUCAAGCUAAAAUUCAAUCAAAUUAACACCACCCCCUUUUUGUAAUUAUAUGGGGAGGGGUCUCCGUAGAAAGUAUGUACUCUAUUUAAAAAAUUCUACAAUAAUCAUCCUAAAAGUCAGAAAAUAGCAUAUUUAUAUCUCGAAUGCUGUAAAAAUAUCACAGAAUGUUUUGUAAGAAUUAUCAGCAAAAUUUUGCAAAUAUUUUCACAAAUGAACUCGCUACAUAUACUCAGAUAGUACUAAAGUAUUAGAGCUAUUACAGUAAUAUUUAGUCCACCGAAAGUUCAACGUGCAUGUGACAUAUAUUUUGUUGGGCUAAGCGAGUGCUUCUAAUAUUUUUUUCCUGGCGCCUAUGCCAUAUUUAUUUUUUUGGCACGCUCUCUGUUUAUUUCUAACAAGUACACUUUGAAAUAUCAAAUAUAUAAAUAAAAUAUAGGCUUGGGUAAAAAUAAAUAUAACAUGUAUGUAGGUCACUAAGUGCCAUUUUGUAGCUGCAAACAAUCGUUACUCAAGUGGGUUACUGUUUGCACCACGACCGCUAAAUGCCACAUUGGAUUAAAAGUGGAAAUAAAAUUGUAUAAUAUUUCGCAACGCCCAUGUGAAAAAGUCGAAAUUUACCAAUAUAGAAAGUGUGCACCCCCACCGGCGCAGAUUAGUAAAAUAACCAUGUCUUUGUGAAGUAAAUGGGAUUUUAUAGUUUAAUUCACUAUUAAGAUCCUCUCUUAAGACGAUUUUGGUGUACCAUGGCAACGAGCUAAUAUCAUGGGAACCAUUGGGCCUGCUGAACAGCCAGCGGUGAAAACUCAUGUCCCAUUUUGUUUACUGUAACAUCAUAAUUAGAUAAGAUUCUUGGAUUGUAAAAAAAGAUUGGGGUGGGGGGGUUGUCCAUUAAAAAAGUAUGUGUGCAACGGUGAAGAAGGGAUUUUUGCGUAUUUACUACUUGUAUAUAGAUGACCCUCCUUGGAUUUGUUUGCUGUGGUGCUGUAUGACAUAAUUAUUCCUUACAUUGGAACCGCAGCGUAAAAACGAGAGAAUGCAUUCUCAACUAUUCCGCGCAGCAAUAUUACAUUUUGACAUAUAUUUUAGAAUCUGAGUUACAGUUUUUGAUCUCAUUUCGAAUUUGAACCACAUUAAAUUUCACUAGCAACUUUAUUUUUAAUAGUGACAGACUGUGAUAAUGUGAUCGCAUGUUCUUCUAAAAAUUAAAUGAUAUCUAUAGCAGAUACACAUCUGUGAAACAAAGUGACCACAGUAUAAACAUCAGUCAUCUACUUUUUAUCUAUCUUUAGUUAUUUUACGCCAGUUUAACUCGAUCCCACUAGACACGGGAUGCGAGUACUUAUUGUAUACAUUAUAUACUUUAAAGAUAAUGUAUUGUAUGAUUUUGUAGCGAUAUUGUACGAAUGCCGAACUAAGAAAAGGUGAUUUUUCUAUAGCCAGAGAUUUUGUAAGCAGUCAUUUUAAAAAAAAAUUAUUUUGUGGAUAAUUUACAGAUUAAAAUUUUCAUACUAAAAAGUAUAAAAUACAAAAAAAAAUUGUUUAAAUUCUUUCUAUCCAAGACAAUGCCGACUAAAAAGUAGAAAAUGUUUUCUUAUAAAUUCUUAACAUUCACUAAUUUAGUUUUUUUUACAUUUAUUUGGAAGCACAGAGUGCCAGACUACCCUUCAGCACACACACUCUUUGCAUAAUGAAUUUUAAGAAAAUUAAUAUCUACUUUUUUGGUGCACUUAAACUUGUCUUUGAAAGAAAGUCUUUUUUUUUUUUAAAUAAAUUUUUAACUUUUUAAUUAGUUAUCAAAAUAAUCUUAAAAUUUAAUUUAAUUUAAUUUUUGGACCGCAUUGAACCAUUUUGUUCAGGAAACUUUCUCACAUCUUACAGUUGAAAGAGUAUUAGAACCUGUAAAUUUUUAUGGAUCCUCUUACUUUCUUAAACCUUCACUAUUCAUGUCUCAGGAAAACCAACUAAAAAUGGUUAAAUAUCAUUAAUGAAUUUGAUUGUUCAUUAAAUUAUUUAAAAUUAAUUAUCAUUUCUGGCAUUUCCUAGCAAUCUGCUGUGGGUCCCUAUGGUUCCGGGUAACCUCAGAUUGAGAAACACGACUAUUUCUUGUGAUUUAUCUUUAAAAUAGUAUAAUAAUUUCAGCGUCUUCACAAAAUAUGAUCUUAAAAUUUGAAUAAAUUAAUUCGUUUCCAUGUUAAACUUUUUUACUUUAUAACUCCCAUAGGUGUUUCUCUAGUUCUCGUUUGGUGUUUCUUCAUGUAUUCAAAUAUCACAUACCCAAAUUAGCUGAAUCAUCUUGUCAAUGGACCUCUUGUGAAAAACUUGUACGGAAAAGGUGGUCUCUUGUCUCACAUGUUCAGGUCAGUUUAUAUAUAUAUAUACUAAGGAUUUCUAUUGUUUCAUUCAAAUUUUAAAUGUAGACUAAAAUUUGUUUGAUCCUUUAACAUACACAUAAGGAAAAUAAUGUGAUACAUGAAUGGGUUGACAUGUGCCUUACAUCACAUGAGGAGGAAAAGGUUGAUUAUAACUUGUGUCGCACUGAAGAGGGUACAUUAUAAUAUUAUUGGUUGACAUUGCCCUGGUUUUAUUAGUAGUGGAAAAUAAAAGGACUAAUAUGAUGCAACAAUGAAAGAUUAGAAUAGAUGCAACAUUUGAGUGAGAACAUUUUAUAAAGUUUUCACCCAUCUCAUUGAAAACAAAUUAACGUGUAUUCAGUUUUAUGAUGUUUAAAAGUUUCAAGUACCUCAAACUGGCAUCUUUCUGAAGAUAAAAUACUCACUCUGAAACUGAAAUGCUUUAAAUAUUAUGUUGUAAUAAUAACCAGGUGACAGAUGCUGAACAUCAUCCUGCUAGCAAAACUGUAUGGUAUGAGGAAAUAACUGAAAAUUAAAUACAAAACAUUUGAUCUUAUAUAAACAUUUGAAUCCUUGCAUGUAGACUUAUCCAAAUGAGUAAACCUUUUUGAUGAAAUUAUUUUGGUUCUUUUAAGUUGCAAAUUUCGUUCCCAUUAAAAAAUGGAAUAGUUUCAGUAAUUUCUUAUAAUUAUAAUUUAUAUUAAUCAGCAUGCAACAUGGACAGUUUUUAUUUUUCUUUCUAAUAUAUGCACUUCAUAUUUCAGGACCAUCAUUGUUCUGAAAUGGCAAUGCGAACAGCAUGUCAGCGUAGGUUUACAGCUCAUCAGCAGCAGGCAAAGGGAUCUACACCAGCUCCAACUCCUGCUCCCCACCAGCCAAUGAUUUAUCCCCCUGAUGCCGCCAUGCAAGCAAUUAGACGAUUUUCUAUUAAACAGCCUUAUGCAGAAUUUACUGUAAGUACCUGUUUACUGCUUCAUAAAAGCGCCCUAUUUGGAGUCUUUUAUUAAUUCAGAACAGUUAUCCCUCAUUUAUGAAUGGGGAAAAUGCUGCUGAUAACAGAGCAACAAAAAUGAAUUAUUAUUUGAAAAUGGGUUAUGUAUUAACCUUCCCUAUUUUCCUUUCAGAAGAAAGAUUAAUUUUUUUUAAAAUAAUUUGAAAGAAGGUUAAAAUAGAAAUUAUUUUUUAAAAAUUUAACAUUUGAAGUUAAAUAUUUUAUUAGAAAAUGAAUUUAAAGAACAUUCCAAAGUUGGCUGGCUAAAUUAUAGAAAAGUGUCUAGACUGAUAAGUAAAAAUAUUGAUUUUUAUAAAAUGAAAACAGAUGUAAGUGAUUUUCUCUAUGGAAGAAAUAAGUCCCUUAAAAAAAAUUAUGUAGGAAGUUUAUUUGAAGACUUCAUUUUGUAGUUAACUGCUAAUUAAAAAAUUCAGUAAUUGCCAUUAUAAAAUGUGGCUCAACUUUUAUAUUUUAUAUUGCAAUUCUUUAACUUUAUUAUGUAAUUUUUAUUUAUUUAGCUUUUAAAAUAUAUUUUUUUAAUAUUUAAUAUUAGAUAAUUUAUGAUACUAAUUAUAAUUAAUCACAGUUUUAGACAUACUUUUGGAGUUAUGGGGAGAAAGAGUAAACAAGUGUUAUUACAAUAACAGAGUCAGCGCCUCUCUAAUUCCCAAAAAUUUGAAACCAUUCAUGUGGAUAGAAGUUGAAGUGUGCCAUUUGUGGUGGUAUAGCUUACAGUAAAGGCUGAUGUCAGACAAUAAAUGACUGAAUUUAGAUAUUUAAGAAAAUUAUUUUGAAAUAAUCCAUUUAAUUAGGAACAAAGAGAAGGCCCAGUAUCAAAGCAUAUCCGUCUGACUGCAGCUCUUAUUCUGAGGAAUAUUUGCCACUUUUCAUCAACAGGAAGGAGGUAAACAUUUCAAAAUAUUUAAGUUUACAAUGUGUUUCUUCUUUCUUUCCUUGGAGAAUCAAUAAAUAAAAAAUAAAAUUUUUAUUCUAUCCAUUUGUAUACCGUACAAGAAUGAUAUAUCUGUCAAAGAAGAUAUACUUAUCUCUCUUUUUUUUAUUGUAAAAAAAGUAUUCUUUAAAAAUAUUGAUGUAGCAUAUUGUAAAGGUAUGCUGACACUGGGUUUGUUACAGAGAUUUUAGCUGCAUAAAUGUCUCUAUAUAAAUUGCAACCAGGAACUGCUAGCUGGACAAAAAUAUGGCCGACAAGUGUCAUUUUCACAGCUUGUCACAGUCAUAUCAUGUCGUCGGCUGGCAGUAUUUUUACAACCUAUCACUGUAUCGCCUACUGUUAUGCAGUGUAGAGUAGUCAUUUAUAGGAAGCAGACGACAAUCAGUUUAUUAUGUUUAUUAAAGAACACAUACUUUAUGACAAUGGUUUUUCUGUUUUCAAUUUGUUAUGGAAACAUUUAUGUUUGACAGCUUUUAAACAAAUAUUAAUUAGUUAUAUUAAGGCUUAAAAAAGGGCCAUGUAAUUCCUCAAACUAAGGGUGCCACCUCUCCACUAGUGCGACCUGUUUGCUAGUUUUAGAAUUUACCCCCAAAAAUUAAACACUUUUUUUCCUGCACUAUUGCUUUUAACAAUGUAAGGGGUUCUACUAAUUAAGUUGGUUCUUUGAUAUACCCACUUUCCCUCCACCCAUAUUAUGACAAUGUUUAACAGUUACAUUAUGGUUACAUGAUUUGUUAUUCAUUCUUUUGAAAUCCAUUAUAUUAACUUUUCUUUUGUUCAUGGGUGGCUGGCUGGCAGGCAAAAUCUUUAGACGGCUAAUUGACCCAGUUCCCGUGAAGCUAUUGAGCUGAAACUUGACACAUAGACUCCUUGCAGAUGACAACACAUUCUUUCAAAAUUUCAGCCCCAACCCCCAAAAAUCAGGUUUACCUGUUUUUCAAGGGGAACUUGAAGGAAAAUUCUUGAAGGAAAAUUCCCAAUAACUACGCUUAAUGAGAUCCUUAAAACAAAAAUAUCACAAGUGCGUUUGGUGCUAAAUAUUUUCUUUUGUAUUUCUGAAACAGUUGGUGAAACAAACCUGUGGUGUUAAAGCGGGUGGGUCCAUAGAAUUUUAAUAUUUCAGGGGCACGAAAAAAUGUGUUGGGGGAGCUGUGUUACAUGGCACUAAUUGGAUACUUAUAAAGUGUGUUACCUCUAUGCAUGUUUUGUCAAAUUUCCAUGUGAUUAAAAUUAUAUCUUUUCUGUUUAGGGCAAUAAGACGUCAUGAACAGCAGCUGAGCUAUAACACCAUGAAUGCUGUUGAAGCAUCGACCGCCCUGUCUCACUGUUUAUGGGAGAUUAUACAGUGUUGUGAACAAAAACCUGCAUCAUUUAAACUUUAAUAUUUUUAUAUCACCGAGUGUCGGCUUAAUUUACAAUAGGUAUUUAGAUUUAUAAAUAAAAUUAAAUUGUGCUACAUCAACAUUGAUAAACACUAUUUUUUUCCUGGAACUAGUGUUAAAGCUAGCUAGUUAGAUUGGAAUGCCUGACAAAGGAAUGGGUACGGUAGUUAAAUGAAUUUUUAAAUAUUAUUUAAUACAUGCUCUUGCAUUUGUCAUGUAAUUUCUUUCUCCAUUUUUUUAAAAAUUAGAGGUGAAGUGGAAGUAAAAAAUCAUUUGCAAUAUUAAAGUUUAAUACAUUUCAUUUCAAAUUUAGAAUUCUAUCUGUGACAGUUUCAGAUACAUUAUUAGUAAAUGAUACCUGGUUUAAAAAGCUGCCACAAUGUGCUGCUUGCAACUAAAAGAUGUUUUCAAAUAUUUGUUUUAUUUUAUGUGAUAUUUUUAAAGCUGCA